This is a messenger RNA of Vigna angularis (adzuki bean), 1232 nucleotides long. RefSeq names its product carboxylesterase 1. The transcript has 2 exons. The coding region runs from base 59 to 1099 and encodes 346 amino acids. Lineage: Eukaryota; Viridiplantae; Streptophyta; Magnoliopsida; Fabales; Fabaceae. The record is from RefSeq and is a predicted model, not a curated record. Gene Ontology annotation, molecular function: hydrolase activity.
CCGUGCAUAUCACUACAAUAGCAAAUAAAACAACAAAAGUUUCUUCAUUUCCUCCACCAUGUCCAACGAAACCAUUGACUCCCGCCUCCAAAUCCGCCCCAAUCCCGACGGCACCUUCACCAUCUCCAGCGAAACCAUUGACCCCUACCAACGCCUCCAAAUCCAGCCCAACCCCGAUGGUACCUUCACGCGCCUCAACAAUGUCACUAUUCCACACACCGCACCCUCUUCAGACCCCUCUCUUCCCAUUUCAGUUCUCACCAAAGACAUCGCCAUCAACCCACACAACCACACAUGGCUGCGCUUAUUCCUGCCACGCACACUACUCUCCUCUUCCAAUCCCAACAAGCUUCCUCUCAUCCUUUUCUUUCACGGAAGCGGAUUCGUGCUGCUCAGUGCAGCUUCCUCCGUCUUCCAUGAUUUCUGCGUCCAAAUCGCCGAUUCCGCUCAGGCCAUUGUGGCCUCCGUCGACUACCGUCUUGCGCCAGAGCACCGACUUCCGGCGGCCUACGACGAUGGCGCCGAAGCACUGCGGUGGAUCGGAAACUGCGAAGAUGAGUGGUUGCGUCAAUACGCUGAUUAUUCGAACUGUUAUCUUAUGGGGAAUAGCGCUGGGGCAACUAUCGCUUACCAGACAGGUCUACGUGCAGUUGAAGAGGUGAAUGAUCUUGAUCGAGUGAAAAUCCAAGGGUUGAUUUUGCGUCAACCAUUCUUUGGUGGAGUGCAGAGGACAGAGUCGGAGUUAAGGCUUCAGAAUAACCCACUCAUUCCUCUGAGUGUUUCGGAUUCGAUGUGGGAGUUGGCUCUGCCAACUGGUGCUGAUCGUGACCAUGAAUAUUGCACUGUAAGGGCUGGAAAUGCGGUUGAGAAAUUUGAGAAGAUGAAGGAGCUUGGUUGGAGAGUGCUCGUGAGUGGCAACAAUGGUGACCCAUUGGUGGAUCGUGAUAAGGAGUUGGUGCAAUUGAUGGAAGAAAAAGGGGUGAAAGUGGUGAAGGAUUUUCAAGAAGAAGGCUGCCAUGGAGUUGAACUCUUUGACCCAUUGAAAGGAAACCAGUUCAUUGAUUUGGUUAAACAUUUCAUUAACCCAAUCUGUGUUUAGGACUAAAUUAUCAUGUUCUGUGUACCAAACACAAUUUACUAUGUUACGUGGUUCAUGUUUCAACCUUCUACUAUAAUAAAAACGUGAGAAAUAUAUGUUUUCUUAUGAAAUUAAAAAUAGUUUAUGAUGGAAA